This is a messenger RNA of Limulus polyphemus (Atlantic horseshoe crab), 2418 nucleotides long. RefSeq lists its product as uncharacterized. Bases 125 to 1213 code for a protein of 362 amino acids. The record is from RefSeq and is a predicted model, not a curated record. NCBI's taxonomy places the organism in Eukaryota, Metazoa, Arthropoda, Merostomata, Xiphosura, Limulidae. The transcript is spliced from 2 exons.
ACGAAAGCAGACGACGUGAUACAGGAAUUUGAAACAAAGAAAUUUGUAUACCCUAAACCACAGAGAAAACGUGGGAAGAGUUCAGUACAGGAAAAAAAAAUCUUAUGUUCCCAGUUAAAGAAGCAUGGAUGAUCAAAUACAAAAUUUGUAUAGAGCGCUUCUUGAUCUCGAAACUAAGAAAUUAGGAUUAGAUUAUGAUCAGACGAAAUAUCAGCUUUCGACUGGAAUAUCGCAAAUAAGAGAAGCAUAUAGUUACAGUUCUCUCGUUGCUGGGACAACGGAUGUGGAUUUCAAUGAUCUAAGGAACCGUAUGGCCUACUUUUAUAUGUACGCUAUUGCUCACACCAAAAUGGCUGAAAGCAUAUUUUAUGACUUAACUCAAACUCCUCUUAAAUAUUGGCUGCAACAGUGUAAAAAUACGUUGAACAUUUGUUCCAUUGGUGGAGGUCCUGGAAUCGAUGUUGUGGGAAUCGUUUUAGCUUUGAAGAGUAUGCUGAUUCCACUGACAAUCAACGCCACAAUCAUUGACAGAUGUGAAGGAUGGAAAGAAGCAUAUUUUUCACUAGUAGAUCUACUAGGAGAACAACAUAUUAAUUUUUCGCGAACAGUUUUCGUGCGUCAGGAUUUGUGUGAAAUGAAAUGGAAAGAGGAGGUGAACGAAGAAAUUAAAAGAGCAGAUAUUAUUGUCAUGAUGAAAUUUAUUUCGGCUGUUGCUUCAAACAAUGAAGUGUGUGAAAAUCUCCUAAAGAAAAUUUUCACAUCAAUCAAACCAGAGAGUAUUGUGCUGGCAAUUGACAAUUCAAAUGUAAAUCUUCUUGAGAUCUUACACAAAACAGCCUCAAGUUGUGGAUUACUGAAAGUCUGUCGUCCUGUUGUAGGCCAAACAUUUCCUAACUUAGUUCAAAUAAACUUCAGUGGAAUUUUCUGUUUCGUUAAAAAAGAGCUUGAUAUUUUCCCCCUAAAAUCUCCCAAGAUAUUUUAUUCUGUUUUUCAAAAACAAUCCUGUGAGCAAGACUCCACUAAAAAUGACGAAGUAGAAAAUGUGCAUGCUCAGAUUGCUUCCAACACACAAGAAAGACUACCAGUUUGUCAACAAAACAGUAGGAUGGCUUCAAUCGGUAAGAUUGAACACAAAGAUUGUGCUCAAUUUAAGCUCGUUCCAAGCUGGUACAGUUCUAAAAUGAGUUCAAAUAAUACUAAAUAUGACCAAUGAAGCAUCCAGCCGAUUACGAGAUUAUAAUUCGUUGGCAGUUUGUGUGUGUGUGUGUGGGAAGGGGUUACAAAACCAUUGCAACAGUUACUAUGAUGGUACCCAAAGUAACCAAGAAAUAUCAAGAUGGAGCUCGACUACGAUAGUAUAUAACAGGAUAAAACAGUCAUGUCCGGAAACUUUCAAGACAGGAUUUGAUUAAUAAGAUUAUUCACAGAAGCUGUAUCUAACAGACAUAUAAUAGCUCAAACUUCGUGAACAUCAUCACUUAAUAGAACUUUUAAUUAUUUGUUCGAUCAAAACUCAUUCAGUGAUGACUUUUAAUUAUUGUUUGCUCGAUCAAAACUCAUUCAGUGAUGACUUUUAGUUAUUGUUUGUUCGAUCAAAACUCAUUCAGUGAUGACUUUUAGUUAUUGUUUGUUCGAUCAAAACUCAUUCAGUGAUGACUUUUAAUUAUUAUUUGCUCGAUCAAAACUCAUUCAGUGAUGACUUUUAGUUAUUGUUUGCUCGAUCAAAACUCAUUCAGUGAUGACUUUUAAUUAUUGUUUGCUCGAUCAAAACUCAUUCAGUGAUGACUUUUAGUUAUUAUUUGCUUGAUCAGAACUCAAUCAGUGGUGACUUUUAGUUAUUGUUUUCUUGAUCAAGACUCAUUCAAUGAUGACUUUUUAUUAUUGUUUGUUGAUCAAGACUCAUUCAGUGAUGACUGUUAAUUACUUUUUACUUGAUCAAACUUAUUCAAUUAUGCCAGAAUUAAUUCUCACUCGGAAAGAUGGACGAAACUCGAACUUGCUAUUGUUGCCAAUUCAUUUUUUUUUCGUUUUUCUUGAAUCAUUAUUAGCUUUAACAUGACGGUUUUUCUUAUUCUAGACAAGUGAGUAAUGUCUGCCAAGCAGGUUAAAAUAAUAUUCAAAUAUUAUAUAAAGUAUAUAAUCUGUCGUGUAUGUAAGAACACAAAAAGAUUAAGAAUGUGUAUAACGUUUUCGUUUUAAUUGAUUCAUCAGGUAGAAGUUUUACAAUAAAUAUUAAAUACACAGAAAUGGCAAUCCAUAAUUAAAAAUCAACAGUUGGUUCCCAAUAUUCUAACUGCAAGAAGAAACGUUAGGUAUUAAUUAAACGAGUUUUUAUACAGCUAAAACUUUAUAAGCAACAGAUUUAUGCGGUAACAAUAUAAAGAAUAUACGAUAACACGUGCGUUAUAUAUAUAUGUU